UCUUUCCCUGUCAAGUAAUGUAACAGCUUCUUUUUAUGUAUGUCUAUCUUCCCAAAGGACGAUAUCAGGAAACUGGGCAAGCUGUUGAUGCAUGGCUCUUUCAACGUCUGGACAGUUCACAAGGAUCGUUAUAAAAUGAAGGAUUUUAUCCGAUUUAAGCCCAGCCAAAGGCAAAUCUAUCUAUUUGAAAGGGGAAUCGUGUUCUGUAAGAUUCGAAUGGAGCCCAGUGACCAGGGCCUCUCUCCUCAUUACAGCUUUAAGAAAUCUAUGAAGUUGAUGACACUUUCAAUUCACCAGCUUGGAAGGGGGAGCAGCCGAAAGUUUGAAAUUGCCAACCGAAAUGGACUUGAGAAAUACAUCCUGCAGGCAGCUUCAAAAGAAAUCAGAGAUUGUUGGUUUUCAGAAAUAAGUCAAUUACUGCUGGAACAACAAAACAAUAACAAAGGUAAGGUUACUUGCUAGCUUUAGUCUGGAGAGUCAUGCUGAUUCCAAAUUUGUGGUGGGUAUGCACAUUGGGGAUAUUGUAAAGGAAAUGGUUUGCCAGGAAAAUAACCGUGGGCCCCAUUUUCAU
Messenger RNA from Leptonychotes weddellii (Weddell seal), 571 nucleotides. NCBI's taxonomy places the organism in Eukaryota, Metazoa, Chordata, Mammalia, Carnivora, Phocidae. The record is from RefSeq and is a predicted model, not a curated record.